This is a messenger RNA of Lasiosphaeria miniovina, 1555 nucleotides long. RefSeq lists its product as uncharacterized. Bases 55 to 1491 code for a protein of 478 amino acids. Lineage: Eukaryota; Fungi; Ascomycota; Sordariomycetes; Sordariales; Lasiosphaeriaceae. The record is from RefSeq and is a predicted model, not a curated record. The transcript has 7 exons.
GACGAAAAUCCUGACCUGGAAGAAAACGCAUAAGGCUACCAGAUAGAGCCGGGCAUGAAGACAUAUACCUGGACCAAGCUGCUCCUCGACGACCGAGCGUUGGCGACCGAGUAUGACGACCCGGACUUGAACAAGGCCGCCGGAAACGGCCUCAUGAAGCUUCCCAAGGGCAGGACUGCCAAGGAAGUCAUCACAGAGUACCUCCGCGGUAUACAUGCCAUGUACAAAAGGGCCGUCAUCGACUGGAUCGGCGAAGACAAGCUGCAGAAUCUCCCCGUCGACUACUGGCUCACGGUUCCUGCCACUUGGAGCGAGAGAGCAAAGCUUCUUACGAAAGCAGCAGCCCUAGAUGCUAGCUUUGGCUCUAAACCCAAUGAUCGGCUGCUCUUGAUCCCAGAGCCUGAGGCUGCUGCCCAUCUUGCCCUUAAGUCCAGUAUGCAUCAUAUCGAGGACCUGAUUGAUGAAAAGAGUGGUGUGAUGGUUAGCGACAUGGGUGGAGGCACGGUUGAUAUUACGACAUACGAGGUGAAAAGAAAGACCCCCACUCUCAAACUCCGUGAGAUUACCAUUGGGAAAGGCGGAAAGUGUGGCGGGACCUUUGUGGAUCGAAAUCUAUACAAGCUACUCGCUGCUAGAUUCGGCACUGCCUUCACGUCUUUUGGCCCUCAACAUAUUGGACCAGGAAGCCGGUUCAUGGACGACUUUGAGUUAGCUAAGCAAGACUUCACCAUUAGUAAUCCAAGCAGGCGACCGCGUCGAAUUGCACUGGCCAUGCGGAGCCUGGUUGUCACUCCGGACCUGGAGAAGUACUACGAUGAGGGCAUGGGUCAGAUCAAACUCUACAAUGAAGACAUGAACACCGUGUUUGACCCUGUGGUUGACGUGAUCCUCAAGCUAGUGGCUGAUCAAGUCGACCAAGCGAAGAGGUUGAACGAACCGAGGAUCCAAACCAUUGUUCUCGUCGGCGGAUUUGAUUCAUCUCUUUACAUCAAGGAUAGGCUUGGCCCAUGGUGCGCUGAGCGAGAUAUCCGGCUCACUACUCCUUGGCAUGGCGCGUGGUCUGCAGUUGUAUGCGGUGCUGUCCUCCGAGGUGUGGAGGGAUCGAUCUCGGACGAGAAGAAAUGCAGACGACAUUAUGGAUAUGGAGCGAUUCUCAAUACAGACACCGAGACGAACACUACCUUCGGGAUGUAUGUUAGUGAAGGAGGUGAUCUAGAAGAUGCGCACGAACUCUAUUCCUGCAGCUUGGAUGAUGCGCCCGAGGACAUUGAGAAUGACCGCAUUGAGCAUGUGGGCACAAUCAAGUACUCUCUAGAGAGCAUCGACCUAACGAAAGUGAAGAGUACGGUGGAUGAAAACGGCCAUAAGUGGUAUAGACUAGAGCUAGUCUUGAACAUCCGCAUGGGAGAUGAGGCCGGCGUCUUGGUCUACCGAAUUUUCUAUCGCGGGAGAGAGGUCGGCAAGGCCGAGUUGAGUUUUUCUUACACGUAGAUGGCUUUCUUCCCACGGCUGUGCCGAUUGGGUGGAUAUUGACGGCGGGGUUCCGCGGGCGAAG